Molecule: messenger RNA, 2626 nt
Organism: Anguilla rostrata (American eel)
Lineage: Eukaryota; Metazoa; Chordata; Actinopteri; Anguilliformes; Anguillidae
Gene: rprd1b
Product: regulation of nuclear pre-mRNA domain containing 1B
Exons: 8
Coding region: 416-1438 (340 amino acids)
Biological process (GO): mRNA 3'-end processing
Molecular function (GO): RNA polymerase II complex binding
Source: RefSeq, a predicted model, not a curated record
AGUUGCAUAAGCUACCGUAGGCUAAUCUUGAACCGAAUCGACUGGGCAACAGAGUUAUGACAAAAUUAAUAGUCAUAAUUGAUUAUGACUGGUCGCAACGAUUUACCGAAAAUAAAAGUGUUGCGAUUUAAGUAACCAGGGAUCUUUUUUGCAUAAUGCGUCUGCAUGCGUACAGCUAGCAUGCGUUAGCUAGCCAGCUAAAUCAUGCUGAGCAAAAUACUUUAGGAGUUCGGCGCUGAGUAAUCGGGAUAGUUUUGGACUACAGAAGCGUGGACGCCUAGCGAGCGUUGCUGGCAAGUUAUUACGUCAAAGCUGUGAUCAAGGAAUCUAUUGCUGCAUGGUUCCGCUGCCACCAGGAUAGUGUGUUAGGAACGUGGAGAGAAAGUGGACAGUCUUCAUUUCGUUAAAUGCAAACAUGUCAUCGUUCUCUGAAUCUGCCCUGGAGAAGAAGCUUUCAGAACUUAGCAACUCGCAGCAGAGCGUUCAGACUCUCUCGCUGUGGAUUAUUCACCACCGUAAACACGCAUCGCUCAUUGUGCGUGUGUGGCACAGAGAACUGAAAAAAGCGAAAAGAAGCAGGAAAUUGACGUUCCUGUAUCUUGCAAAUGACGUGAUCCAAAACAGCAAGAAGAAAGGACCCGAGUUCACUCGAGACUUUGAGGGUGUCCUGGUGGACGCCUGCUCCCAUGUUGCCAGUCAUGUUUUCUCUCGCAGAGAGUCGGACGAUGGCUCCAAGAAGCACAUGGAAAGGCUGCUCAACAUCUGGCAGGAGCGCAACCUCUAUCGGAGCGACUUUAUCCAGCAGCUGAAACUGGCCAUAGAGGAUUCCAACAGCCCCCGGCACAAACCCUCAGAGGAAAAGAAGGCCGUAAAGCGUUCGUACCAAAAGGUCCAGGAGGGAGAGGAAGAGGAGGAGGAGGAAGAGGACGACGAUUACAGGGGCCACUUUUCCCCGCGGGAGAGUGACAGCACGGGUCCACAGCUGACAGAGGAGCUGGUGAAAGCCCUGCAGGACCUGGAGAACGCCGCGUCUGGCGACGCCGCCGUGCGGCAGAAGAUCGCGUCCCUGCCACAGGAAGUGCAGGACGUCUCCCUGCUGGAGAAGAUCACAGAUAAGGAGGCGGCGGAGAGCCUGUCCAAGACGGUGGACGAGGCCUGCCUGCUGCUGGCCGAGUACAACGGCCGCCUGGCCGCCGAGCUGGAGGACCGGCGGCAGCUGGCCCGCAUGCUGACCGAGUACAUCCACAGCCAGAGGGAGGCGCUGUCCGAGCGGGAGAAGAAGCUGGAGGAGUACAAGCAGAAACUGGCCCGGGUAACGCAAGUCCGCAAGGAGCUGAAGUCCCACAUCCAGAGCCUUCCGGAUCUUUCCCUGCUGCCCAACGUCACGGGGGGGCUGGCCCCCCUCCCCUCUGCCGGGGACCUGUUCUCCACGGACUGAGAUGCCCUGUCCCGCCCAACCCCCCACCCUCUAGGUUGAGCAGAUAGCACACCCCCCAAACUGUCUCUGCCUUCAGCCCCAGUGAGCAAUGAUUUUACCCCCCCCUCCCUCACAGAACAGGCUCAUCAGCAGUGAAAGACCCAGUUCAUUGGUUUAGCCCCACCGCCUCUCUUGGAAAAGACCUGUGAUUGGAAGUGGGCAUCGACUUAUUGCAGUAGCAGAGUUGUGUGGUUUCUAUAGCUACACAUGCUACGCAGCUUCAAGAGUUGGGCUUUACAAACAUUUGAAGCAUCUCACAGCUUUUAUGUUCUAGGGACGGGGAGAAAGGGGCGGGGUCUGUACUAGAGAAGAUGAAAAAUGUACUGGUCUCAGUGGAGAUUCUUGUCGACCACCUCGUCCGUGACAGAAAUGCUUGACGUGGUCGCGUUGGUUGAGCAUAAACAAAGUCCUGCGGGUCAGAGGUCUGGCACGGCGCCGGGUCCUUGAGGAGGUGCGACGGAUGACGUCCUGCGUCUUCGCUCCGGUCUCUGGACCGGACUUUGCGAAGCGCGACGCGCUUCGAGCUCCGCGUGAUUCGCGCUUUGCCAUAAAACCGUGUUUUCAGCUUCUCCGCGCUUGUGUCGAAACUAGAAGGAAGCAAAACUCAACAUUUCGGACCCCAGAGACUGAUUCUAGUGGAUUAUGGAUUCACCACUGAAUGAGUUCAUAGUGUGUGUGUGUGUGUGUUUUUUUUCCCUUUUCUUAUAUAAAUAUUUGUAUAAAGAUUAGGAGUCUGAUACGCUGUGGUGUGUAUGCCAGUUUGUAGAGCGGGAAAAGGCUGCGGUCUCCCAGGUCAACAUUAGCCGAGCAAAGCCUAAUUUCACACGCUGAAAGUGAAUAAAGCUCAGCGUUCCUGGGCUAAAAAAAUGUUUUUAUUAUUCGCCACAGGCAUGUUUCCAGUGGUCAGCUUCGAAUGAAACCGAUAAGAUGUGUGCUUAGACAUGCUGUGUUGAACGGUGUUUACAUUCUGAUAGUUUUGGGAUUAGUAUGGAAUUGGUGAAUACCUGCUUCCUAGAAGUAUUGCGUGUGAGCAAGAUUGUGUCCUCCUGGCUGAAGUAUUUUAUUUUAAUUUCUUUGGUGAAGAGAAUGGAGAGAGAUGAGUUUUAAUAAAAAAACUGAGUCACUGGCUGUCAGGUUAAACAAACAAAA